Molecule: messenger RNA, 390 nt
Organism: Purpureocillium lilacinum
Lineage: Eukaryota; Fungi; Ascomycota; Sordariomycetes; Hypocreales; Ophiocordycipitaceae
Source: RefSeq, a predicted model, not a curated record
AUGAAUCGAAGUACUUGUCCCCUUGUCAGCACCGCAGCGUCUCUAUCAACAGGUCCAACACCGCCUUCGUCAUCCCGAGCCGGGCAUGUGGGUCUCAGGACGUUGCGUCCAGGGGAGUGUUUGCCAGGCGAGUCAGCCCGAGCACCCUGGCGGCCGGCCAGCCAGACGCUGCAGAUGUUGUUUUUACUGGGGAAGGGGUGGGAAUUGUCGGUGGAGAGGCUCGCGAUAACGCAACUGCGGCAUUUUAUCGGGGCUCCAGUGUUUUUUCCUCGUCGUGUCUCCAGCUGUGCAGCAGCGGCAGGGAACCGUCGCAACAGACUCCCUCGCAAUGGUGAUGGAGUCGUUGAGAGGCAGGAUGACGAUUAUCGGUGGAGCCCAGGAGCGGCGUGA